Molecule: messenger RNA, 1869 nt
Organism: Sordaria macrospora k-hell
Lineage: Eukaryota; Fungi; Ascomycota; Sordariomycetes; Sordariales; Sordariaceae
Source: RefSeq, a predicted model, not a curated record
AUGUCAUUGCAGGACGCAUACAAGAGGUUCCUUGGGUCGCCAAGUGCCGCUCCGCUCGCGGACGACGCGUCCCUACACUACAUCACAACCACCACCAGCAUUGUCGGCGCAUCCAACAUCACCAAGCACCUAUCUUCCCUUGCCAGCCAGGUGAAGAAGGAGAAGGAGACCGUUCUCUAUGCCAUCGAAGGCCAAGAUGCCAUCGCGCUAGAGGUCAACACGUCGCUUGAGUUUCUCAUCCAAGGAGGCCCCUAUCUCCCCGGCCUGGAAGACAACUAUGUCGCCGAUCGCAAGGUCAACUUUACUAUUUUCCACAUCGUAACGUUCAACAGCGACGGCAAGAUCACACAAAUCCGACAGAGCUGGGACCAAGGCUCGCUUCUUAAGCAAGUUGAGGUUAUUGGCAGGUCCGGUCGCAACUGGCCAAUUCGCGACAGCAAAGAUCAGAUCAGCCUGAUCAACAGAUGCAUCAAGGAAGGCGGAACUCCCGCUACCGAAAACCAGGGCUCCACGACCACCCGUCCCAAAGUUACCAACGCCAUGCGCGAUCCUCAUGCGUCGCUUUCUCUGUUCGCUUCUCGCGAAGAGGCCGCAAGCCCAUCAGAGCCUGUUGUCUCUCCAUAUGCUGGAAGCAGGCCUCGCCAACGGGGCUUGGAGGAGAUUAUUGGAGAUGGACCAGUUGAGGACCCUACCUCGCCCAGUACCGACCGCAGCCGCUCAAUGACUCCAGGCGCCGCGGCCAAGGCUGGCGCCUCGAAGCAUUUCCAGCCCAUCCGUCUCUUCGAGACUGACGAUAAUAUGCCUGAAAUUCCCGAUACACCCCAAUCGAUCUAUGCUGUUCAGCGCAAGGUGAAGCCAGAUCCGACAAAGUACAAGCACUUUGACUUUGCCGACGGUUCCGAUCCCGCCGACGCACCCCAGCCUGGUGUUCCCUUCGACAAGAAACCCAAGACCAAGCAUGACAGCCAGUGGUCUUUCGACGACUUCAACUCCCCUGAGAAGCCAGCCCCUACCCGGAAGGUUGUCAAGAGCUUCCUUAGCAGCGUUGACGACGAAGAGCACCAAGGCCCCUCGACUCCGCAAAACAGGGCGUCGCGUAAGCCGCGCCGUGAUGACGAGAAUCACUGGAAUGUUGGCAACGACGGUCCAUCUCCCGAGGUCCAGAAGAACAACCGCGGCGCUGGCACCAACGCAUCCUCUCACUUGUAUGAUGAUGACCUCAUGAAGGCUGACGGCAGUGCCCCAUCCCCGGUCCAGAGAAGCAACCGUGGCGCUGGAACGAACGCAGCCUCCCACUUGUAUGACGAUGAUCUCAUGAAGGCUGACGGUAGUGCGCCAUCCCCGGAUCAGAUCAACAAGCGCGGCGCUGGCUCAAAUGCAGGCUCCCACUUAUAUGACGACAACCUCAUUAAGGCUGAUGGUAGUGCGCCAUCACCUGCACCCCGUGCGCUGAGCAACAUCACCAACGCCAGGAACAGGGAGAAACACUUCGAGCCUCACUUUGACAUUACGGAUGAAUCUCCUCAGGCUGAGAAGAACGGUCGCUCCAAGGCCGCUGAGAAUCGUCAAGCGGCUCAGCGUGGAUUGGAAAGUCACUGGUCGAUGGAGAACGAGUCGCCCGUACAACCAAAAAAGAACUCGAACACCGGCAUCACUAUUGCAGGUGAUGGUAUGGGCAGCAGAAAGGGAUUCGAGGCUAGCACCGCUGCCAACAAGGGGAUCACCAUUGCCGGAGAUGGCAUGGGUGGCAAGAAGGGAACGGAGCGGAACUGGCUUACUUCUGAGGAGGACCCUCAGGAUCUGCACCUCCAAAACCGAAACCCUGGCAAGAAGCAGACCCUCAAGUCUGACAAUUUCUGGGACUUUUAA